This is a messenger RNA of Physeter macrocephalus (sperm whale), 1161 nucleotides long. It is a transcript of the gene PIP4P2, whose product is annotated as phosphatidylinositol-4,5-bisphosphate 4-phosphatase 2. The transcript has 8 exons. Gene Ontology annotation, cellular component: phagocytic vesicle membrane; late endosome membrane; lysosomal membrane. Gene Ontology annotation, molecular function: phosphatidylinositol-4,5-bisphosphate 4-phosphatase activity. NCBI's taxonomy places the organism in Eukaryota, Metazoa, Chordata, Mammalia, Artiodactyla, Physeteridae. The record is from RefSeq and is a predicted model, not a curated record. Bases 85 to 933 code for a protein of 282 amino acids. Gene Ontology annotation, biological process: phosphatidylinositol dephosphorylation.
GGCAGUAGCACUAACAGCGCCUCCAACCGGAGCCGCAACCCCAGACUCAGCCUCCACCCCGGCCCCGGCGCCACUGCUGCAGUCAUGGCUGCUGAUGGGGUGGACGAACGCUCGCCUCUGCUCUCCGCAUCCCAUUCUGGAAAUGUCACUCCCACGGCCCCUCCAUACUUACAAGAAAGCAGCCCCAGAGGGUUUAAGGUUGGCUGUGGACCUGCAGGAAGAGAUGAUGUAGACCCAGAGACCCGCACUAUAUGCACAACCAACUCGGAACUCCCACCUCCGUACACAGCCAUUGCCAGUCCAGAUGCCAGUGGUAUUCCAGUAAUAAACUGCCGCGUGUGCCAGUCUCUCAUCAAUUUGGAUGGCAAGCUUCACCAGCAUGUGGUUAAGUGCACGGUUUGCAAUGAAGCUACGCCAAUCAAAAACCCCCCAACAGGGAAGAAGUAUGUUAGAUGCCCUUGUAAUUGUCUCCUCAUUUGUAAGGACACAUCACGGCGAAUAGGAUGUCCAAGACCCAACUGUAGACGCAUAAUUAACCUUGGCCCAGUAAUGCUUAUUUCUGAAGAACAGCCAGCUCAACCUGCAUUACCAGUCCAACCAGAAGGUACAAGAGUCGUGUGUGGGCACUGUGGAAACACGUUCUUGUGGAUGGAACUGAGGUUCAACACUCUGGCAAAAUGCCCACACUGCAAAAAAAUUUCCUCUGUGGGUAGUGCACUUCCUCGAAGACGCUGCUGUGCAUAUAUUACCAUUGGAAUGAUAUGUAUUUUCAUUGGAGUUGGAUUAACUGUUGGCACCCAAGGUUUUGCAAGGCGAUUUCAUGCAACGUAUGUUUCUUGGGCAGUUGCUUAUCUCUUAGGUUUGAUCUGCCUUAUCCGAGCUUGUUAUUGGGGAGCUAUAAGAGUGAGUUAUCCAGAACACAGUUUUGCAUAAGCUUGUUUAUGAUUUGGUAAUGCAGGUGAGAGUAUCUAGCAGUUCUGGAUAAACUACUCUGGCAUCUUUAAAUCAUUUACCUAAUGGAUUUCAUUCUGGUUUAUGUAUGAAGUUUUAAGACUUUGAGAGUCUUUUAUGAACAAAUGCUCAUUGUACUACAUUAUAUGCAAAUAGGUUGUUUUGCUGCUAAGUUUUCAAGCUCCAAAUAAUAAAGCUUGGUCUUCAUGU